Molecule: messenger RNA, 813 nt
Organism: Eruca vesicaria subsp. sativa (arugula)
Lineage: Eukaryota; Viridiplantae; Streptophyta; Magnoliopsida; Brassicales; Brassicaceae
Source: the annotation of a GenBank genome assembly
AAAUUUUCUCCGGCCGGUGGGUGUUCGAGAUCAGAUCAUCAGCUUCUCUGGUCUCCGAUCUCACUUUCUCAGUGCUUGAGGAUUUGCAAAGAGUAUCCAGCUGAGGUUUUCAACAAUGGUUUUACUACAGUUGGAUCCGUUUCUAAAUGAACUCACGAGCAUGUUUGAGAAAAGCAAAGAGAAGGGUUCUGUCUGGGUCACUUUGAAAAGAUCAUCUUUGAAGUCGAAGCUGCAAAAGAGGAAACUGAGCGCAGCUGGUGAAUCCAUAGAGUACAGAUGCCUUAUUCGAGCUACUGAUGCUAAGAGAACAAUUUCUACUUCGGUUGGGGCUAAGGAUCAUCUGAGAUUUCAAGCAUCAUAUGCCACCAUUCUUAAAGCUCACAUGACUGCUUUGAAGAAGAGGGAGAGGAAAGACCGGAAGAAAUCAACAGAAGCAGACAAGAAAGAAAGCACUUCAACCACCACUAAACCCAAGAAACUUUGAUUUUCUCUUUUUUUUAUUUUUUGUAUUCUCAUUUGAUCUGCAAUUGUUGCUUAUUAAUUGAAUUUUGAUAGAUAUUGACAUUCAAGAACAGGAUCAUUUAUUGAAAAAACUGAAGAUAAACCUAACAAAAACCUCAAUUGUGAUUGUGAAUCUCUUCAAGUAACAUAUAGUAAACAAAAGCGGAACAGACAAGGGUUUAAUCGAACUGUUCAUCAGUCUUUGAGUCGACAUAAGCCUUGAGCACUUGCUUGUACUUGUCGGGACUGUCAUACCAGGUCGGCGUGUUAAUAAUCGCCUUUUCUAGCCAGUACUCAUCAUACUCUCUCGGC